AUGGCAGAGGCGGGAAGAGAGCAUGCGGGCCUCGGGCUCUUCGGAAGAGACGCGACUCAGUGGCCUCUCCAGCGGUAUGGCCGCUUCAUGCCCUCGGGCACCGGAGAACCGCCUGGGCCUGGCCUGGAAGCUGGGACAGCCUCUUCCCCGACAUGGAAGGUUUUUGACUCCAGUGAAGAAUCUGGGCACCUUGUUCUCACCAUAGUUAUAUCAGGUCAUUUCUUCAUUUCCCAAGGACAGACGCUACUGGAAGGGUUUUCACUCAUUGGUAGCAAGAACUGGUUGAAGAUUGUAAGACGCGUGGAUUGCCUGUUAUUUGGAACAACGAUAAAGAACAAGAGCCGUAUGUUCCGGGUGCAGUUUGGUGGAGACUCGAAGGCGCGGGCGCUGGAACACUGCUGCGGCUGCGUGCAGGCCCUGGCCCAGUACGUGCCCGUCCAGGCGCCGGACGGAGUCGGCCCGCGGCUCGGGCCGCAUCCUGACCCCCUGAGGGCAGGCCCGGGCCCGAGGGAGGGCUGUGUGUGGAGCGUCCCACUGCAGCAUGGGUCACACGGGCACCCGGAGCAGCAGCAGGGGGCACCGGCCAGCUCGAGCACUCCAGGAGGAAGGACCUCGCUCACCUGGUUGGCUCAGUCGCUGCUGGCGUCAGAGGAGCCGGCGCUCGGUUGUGCGCUGUCUGCAUGGAAUGCAGAAGAGUUGGGCCCCUUUCUCCGCUUGUGCCUCUUGGAUCAGAACUUCCCAGCAUUUGUGGAAGAGGUGGAAAAGGAACUAAAAAAGCUGAUGGGCUGAGGAACUAACGUUCUGUGUACAUACGGGACUGAGGAACUUGAGAGCAUUGGAAAAAUGCUUCCUCCUAAGGUUAAAGAAGA
Messenger RNA from Camelus dromedarius (Arabian camel), 869 nucleotides. It is a transcript of the gene REC114, whose product is annotated as REC114 meiotic recombination protein. Bases 1 to 789 code for a protein of 262 amino acids. Lineage: Eukaryota; Metazoa; Chordata; Mammalia; Artiodactyla; Camelidae. The transcript has 6 exons. The record is from RefSeq and is a predicted model, not a curated record.